Xylaria bambusicola is the source of this 1970-nucleotide messenger RNA. RefSeq lists its product as uncharacterized. The record is from RefSeq and is a predicted model, not a curated record. Bases 651 to 1739 code for a protein of 362 amino acids. The transcript is spliced from 2 exons. NCBI's taxonomy places the organism in Eukaryota, Fungi, Ascomycota, Sordariomycetes, Xylariales, Xylariaceae.
CUAACCUUAGAGAAUUGGGCCCAGUCUUAGCCGGCUGAUCGAUCCAUCCGAGCCGAACCACUCCAUCAGCUUUUAUGUUCAGCCAACCGCUUUCUGUCAUCACGUCCUUUUCUUCCCUACACGAUAAUACUCGGGCUCGUGCUCGCAUGCCCAUGCGCCUUUGUAACGAUGGGAGACUAGUUCUAAGCCGGCGUGCGACAGUGAAGCAGAGGUAGAUGGAUAGCCACAGAAUGGAAAUGUGAAGAACCACAGGCUGUUGGCCUCGACAGCGACACGAAAUAUAGGGACGUGCCACCAUCAAGAACGCAAAAGUCGACUUGGUAGCUGCUGGGAUUUACAGCUUGAUAGCCCCACGUGCGCCACCCCUUGCCCUUGCCGUUGGGUGAUGCAAACAAAAAGAAAAGUUGCUGCUUGUGGAAAAAGUGGCAGCUGUGGCAACAAAGGAAGCCGGCGAAGACAGCGAAAACAGCAAGUGUUUGAUGAAUGCUAAAUCUCCCUAAGGUUUCAUGUUUACGGCUGCCUUUGGACUUUAGACUACAUCGCCAGCACUCUGAUUUGUUUUGCGCAAGUUGGACACCUUGAACCAAUUCUAACAAACACAUUGACGCCCCGCCAGUCAUACUCCCUGAUACUCGUCACCGGCUUUCAAAAUGGAGUCCCUUCGAGGUCAGCUCGCUGAAACCCAAAGUGCACUUACUGAACGUGAUAAAAAGUUCCGCCAGCUACGAGCCGAGCAAAAAGUGUGGCUAGAGGAGAAAUCAAGUCUCGAAGCCAAGAUCGCACGUCUCGAGUCCGAGAAUAUGAGGCUUCUUAGAACGCCACCUACUCCAGACGAUAAGCCCAAGCAUCGCAUUUCAUUGGACGCUCAGCAAGAUAUGGAGGAGGGAGAAAAUGUAACCUUGAAACGUUCACAGGUGAAGCAGGCGGAGAAACAGUUCCAGCAAAUGGCGGGUGAGCUUGCUGAGAAGACCAAACAGUGCGAUGUGCUUACAGCAAAACUCGCACAAGCCAACCCAACAUCGACGCUUGAAUUGAGUAAUGCUGAAGCUGUGACGCGAUGGAACCAACUCCGGGCACAGAUCAGGAGUUUAUCACGAGACCACCUCGGCAAAGGAUUUGCACAAAGUCUACCUUUGCCAAGCAAGUCCAAAGACGAAUUCAAGAUGCUCUCGCCGCACUGGAAGAGCUAUACAAGUACGCCCAACGUGACUAGCUACUUCCUUCGCGCUCUCAUUUGGCGAUACCUACUGCGGUAUUUCGAAGUACCGUGCCGUGCCUUUGGACGCGACAUCAGCAUGAAGAUGAGUGCUGUGGCGGCAGGCUUGUGGAAGAAAAUACCGGAUGUCGAAUAUCACGAUUGGCGUAUUCGUACCGCGGCUCUGAUUCACAAGGCCCAUUCAAUAGACAAAAGUCUCAUUGAUGAAAUAGUAGUAAAAGUCCAGGAGGCGAUUUCACCACUAGUGGCCGAUACAACUUCCUCUAUUCUCAAAGUUUCAAUACGUAGCAUCGUCGAGACAACAGCUAAACUAAGUGCUGCGUUCGAUGUAUCUAACUUCGUUGUUCUGAUGACCAACGAGCCUGGAGGCACUCUUAUACACGGCUUUCCGUACGUGGAAAAGUUAAUGGACAUGAAAGUAAAGCUUGGGGCACAGGAAAUGGUAGAUUUAAUGGUCACACCAAGUCUACUAAAGAGAGAUGCCGACUAUUCGGUAUUGGUAAAGGCAGAGGUAGUCUGCUAAUGACGACAAUGAAAUGGCUAGAGGACAAGAACCGCUUCGAAAAUUGCUCGUCAACGAAACGACGAGUUUUAAGGCGUUUCAAGGGGAGUUGGAAACAUCCCUUUACAUAGAAUGGACAAGAAAUAGAGGGGCCUCUCUGAGGUACGGUAGCUGCGAAUUCCUCGAUGCUUGAAAAUAUUGUUUCCAACUCAUAGGCUGACUUUUUAUCAGUAGCCAUUACCUGCCUAUUAU